AAAAUUUUUUCGUUGAGAAAUUUCACUUUUCUUAAUUAAUUGAGAAAAAAAAAUUAAAGAAACUAAUUUAAAAUAAAACAGUUGACAGAUUUUGAUCGUUUAGUCAACAUCGUUUCAAAAGUUUUCUUUACAUUCAUCUUUGACUUGAGGAAAAUCCACCAACAAUGAAAAAAUUUACGGGAAUUUUAGCCAUCAUGGUUAUGGUUAUAAUGUUGGUUGAAUCAUAUCCAACUGGUGCACCAAAAUGUUCAGCAACUGCACCAAAACAUGAAGAUCAUAAAGCACAAACAACACCAUCACCAUAUCAGAUAACGGCCACAAAAAAAGAUAAAUCUACUGCUACUGUAACCAUAUCGGGUGGUGAUUUUAAAGGUUUUAUGUUGUAUGCAACUAAACCCGGUUCAAAUGAUAUGUUGGGUAAAUUUACUAAAAAUGAUAAAUCCAAAGAAAUUACCUGUGGAUCUGCUACGGCCAUAACACAUAAAAAUGAUAAUGUUAAAAGUUCAAUUACAUUGACCUGGACUGCACCGGAUAAAUUUACGGGUGAUGUUAUAUUUAGAGGUGCUGUUGUUAAAGAAUUUAAAGAAUUUUGGGCCGGUUUAAAAUCACCAAAGAUUACUUUUUGAAAACGAAAAACAACGCGUGAAUAAAUUGUGAUUCGAGUAAAUCUGAUCAUCAUCAUCAUCAUUAUCAUUGCCAUUGCCAUCAUCAAAUCAUUAUCGAAUUUUUUUGUUU
Messenger RNA from Dermatophagoides pteronyssinus (European house dust mite), 735 nucleotides. RefSeq names its product putative defense protein 3. The record is from RefSeq and is a predicted model, not a curated record. Gene Ontology annotation, cellular component: membrane. Lineage: Eukaryota; Metazoa; Arthropoda; Arachnida; Sarcoptiformes; Pyroglyphidae.